Molecule: messenger RNA, 2130 nt
Organism: Lachnellula hyalina
Lineage: Eukaryota; Fungi; Ascomycota; Leotiomycetes; Helotiales; Lachnaceae
Gene: be1
Product: 1,4-alpha-glucan-branching enzyme
Exons: 8
Coding region: 1-2130 (709 amino acids)
Biological process (GO): glycogen biosynthetic process
Cellular component (GO): cytoplasm
Molecular function (GO): cation binding; hydrolase activity, hydrolyzing O-glycosyl compounds; 1,4-alpha-glucan branching enzyme activity
Source: RefSeq, a predicted model, not a curated record
AUGGACAAUAUCAAUGAGCAUUCUGCCAAUUCAGUCGUCGCUGGCGGUGCUGCAGAUGGCCUGCCAAACGAUGGCACAGGUGUGGUUCAACUCGACCCAUGGCUGGAGCCAUUCAAAGGCGCCCUCCGAGAACGAUACAGCAAAGCACAGGAAUGGAUAAAGACAAUCGACGAGACAGAGGGAGGAUUGGAGAAGUUUAGCAGAGGAACUGAGAAAUUUGGCUUUAAUGUGGAUAAAGACAACAACAUCACCUAUAGGGAAUGGGCGCCUAAUGCAACCCAAGCAUUUCUCAUUGGUGAUUUCAGUAAUCUUCUCCAUUUCCGUUUAGCAGAUGAUUGGAGUCGGGAGUCGCAUCCUAUGAAGAAGGAUACGUUUGGUGUAUUCGAAGUCAUCAUACCUGCGAAAAAUGGCCAACCUGCAAUUGCACACAACUCCAAAAUCAAGAUCUCCAUGAUCACACCCUCCGGCGAAAGAAUCGAACGAAUACCAGCAUGGAUCAAAUAUGUCACUCAAGACCUCUCUGUAUCUCCGGUUUACGAUGGUCGAUUUUGGAACCCUCCUGCCUCCGAACAAUAUAAAUUCAAACAUCCCAGACCAAAGAAGCCCCAAAGCGCGAGGGUAUACGAAGCACACGUUGGGAUCUCUUCCCCUGAGUUGAGAGUGUCCACAUACAAGGAGUUUACGAAAAACAUGCUGCCGAGAAUACAUCAUCUGGGAUACAAUGUUAUUCAGCUCAUGGCUAUCAUGGAGCAUGCAUACUAUGCAAGCUUCGGCUACCAAAUCAACAGCUUCUUUGCUGCAAGCAGUAGAUAUGGUACGCCAGAUGAGUUGAAGGAGCUCAUUGAUACCGCACAUGGACUGGGAAUUGUUGUCCUUCUGGAUGUUGUACACAGCCAUGCUUCGAAGAAUGUCCUCGAUGGACUGAACGAGUUUGAUGGUUCAGACAGCUGCUAUUUCCAUUCUGGUGCAAAGGGCAAGCAUGAGCUAUGGGACAGUAGGUUGUUCAAUUAUGCAAGUCAUGAGGUUCUGAGGUUUCUGUUGAGUAAUCUGCGGUUCUGGAUGGACGAAUAUAACUUUGAUGGAUUUCGAUUUGACGGCGUUACGAGCAUGCUUUAUACCCAUCAUGGAAUUGGAACGGGAUUUUCAGGAGGUUAUCACGAAUAUUUUGGUCCUGGUGUUGAUCAGGAUGGGGUUGUCUAUCUCAUGCUUGCAAACGAGAUGUUACACAAACUAUACCCUGAAAGCAUUACAAUUGCUGAGGAUGUCUCCGGCAUGCCUGCAUUGUGUGUUUCCUUGUCUCUCGGUGGCAUAGGAUUUGAUUACAGACUGGCAAUGGCUAUCCCAGAUAUGUGGAUCAAGAUUCUAAAGGAGCAGGAAGAUUCUCAGUGGGAUAUGUCGAGUAUUUGUCAUACGUUGACAAACAGACGUCACGGCGAGAAAACGAUUGCUUAUUGCGAGAGUCACGAUCAAGCUUUGGUCGGAGACAAAUCCAUCAUGAUGCAUUUGUGUGACGCAGAAAUGUAUACCAACAUGUCUAUCCUUUCGGAAUUCACACCCGUCAUUGAGCGAGGCAUGGCAUUGCACAAGAUGAUCCGCCUCUUGACCCAUGCUCUAGGCGGUGAAGGAUAUCUCGAUUUCGAAGGGAACGAGUUCGGCCAUCCAGAAUGGCUCGACUUCCCUCGUGCAGGGAACGACAACAGUUUCUGGUACGCACGUCGUCAAUUUAACCUCCCAGACGACCAACUACUGCGGUACAGAUUCUUAAACGAAUUUGAUGCAGCCAUGAAUCGCACUGAAGAUAAGUAUGGUUGGCUACAUUCUGAACAAGCUUACAUCAGUUUGAAAAAUGAAUCCGACAAGGUUAUUGUAUUUGAGCGCGCUGGUCUCCUCUGGAUCUUCAACUUUCACCCUACCAAGAGUUAUGCAGAUUACAGGGUUGGCGUUGAGCAAGCUGGUACUUAUAGAGUCGUUUUGAACAGUGAUGCGAAGGACUUUGGUGGGUUCGAGAGGAUUGAUUCUGGGACUAGGUUCUUUACGACGAACUUGGGGUGGAAUGGACGACAGAAUUUCACACAAGUUUAUGUUCCUACUAGGACUGCUAUUGUUCUUGCUCUUGAGUCGACGCUGUGA